Molecule: messenger RNA, 1062 nt
Organism: Symbiodinium pilosum
Lineage: Eukaryota; Dinophyceae; Suessiales; Symbiodiniaceae
Source: the annotation of a GenBank genome assembly
AUGCUUCGUCUUCGUCCGUGCUACAUCUUGAAUUGCUUGCGGUCUCAGCGUGCUAUCACCGCUAAAGCUGCGCAGCUGAAGCGGCAGGAGCGAGGCGCCCUGAAGAUGACCAACGACUUCGAUAACUCACAAGACAUGCGCAACUCGCGGCCACCCUUGCAGGGUGGGCCCGCCAGCGACGAAGUGAAACGGGCAACGAAGCAGAUUGGAUAUCUUACAAAGUCUGGACAGUUCGGGGAUGCUUGGCAGCUGUUUGAGACGUUGCAGGAACGAGGCACAGUCGAGUACUGUGUGGGUCUGCACCUGUGCGCACAAGCUGGUUGGCUCGAUGAAGCCAGGGCACUUUGGGCAGAUAUGGGCCAGGAUCUCAAGAACGUGGUUGCUUACACGGCAAUGCUCAAGGUCUUCGCCAAUGCGAAACGAGUGCGUGAUGCAGAGCAGCUAUUUGAUGAGAUGCAGACGCAUGCAGUUGCACCGAAUAUCAUUACCUACAAUACUUUGGUCAGCGCAUAUGGGAUGAGGUCCAUGGCUGAGCAGGCCAAGAGUACGUUCGACAGUAUUCCUGCAGAUGUCUGGGCAGAAGCUGGCGACUCAAGCAGGCAGGCCAGCUAUGCAGGAGUCAUGUUCGCACAUGCUCGUGUGGGUGACUAUGCCGCAACGCGCGAGCUCUUCAUGGACAUGACGUCAAAACAGGUUGCACCGAACAAAACGCAUUUCAAUGCCUUACUUACGUCUUGCACCCAGCAGGGCUUGACUGAAACAGCAAGAGCGAUCUUCGAUAUGCUGCCUCAUUAUAACAUCAAGCCGGAAUGUGACAUGUGGACAGCGCUGAUCUCUUGCCACCGCCAGGAUCUGGGCCAGUGUAAGCAGAUCUUGAGUAACAUGCAAAGUGCUGGCGUGCAGCCGUCCGGACUGACGUACCAAGUGCUUUUGAACGCGCACGUCCACGCAGGAGAUGGGCCUGGUGCGAGGGAGUUAGUUGAGGACAUGGAGAAGUUUGGGGCAUGGAAAGAAUCUUAUGUCACUCAGCAGUUAGCGGCGGAGGCUGCGCAGCUUCCAUAG